AUGUCUGCUUCUCCUGCUUCUGCUGCUUCGUCUCCUGCUGCUUCGCCUGCUGCUACUACCAACAACAACAACAACCAUGUGGGCGACAACAAUGGAACCCCUGUCACCACCCCUACCAACAACAACAACGCCACGGACCCCACCACCAAUGAUGGCCCUGCUCCUAUGGAAGGCGUUGAACCCACUGGAGCUCUUGCUUCCAAGUAUGUGGACCCUCUUGUUUUGGCUCGAGCUGCUCUCGAUAAAAAAGAGAAGCAAUUGGCAAGCUUGAUCAUUCAAGAAGCCCAACUUGAAGUUGAAGAACCAGUUCCCGAGGAAAAGUUGGCUGCUGUUAGGCAAAAAAUGGAUGCUUUGCAUGUGGAGAUCGAGAGGAAGAAAAAGAGCAUUGCUCUCCUCACUCCUGCUGCUCCUGCCACCACCACCAGUUCUCGUAAGCACAUUACGAUGAAUCUUGUCCCUCGUUUUGUGGUCAAGGGGGUUAACGAAUCUCCUGAGGACAAGCAAGUGUUUCCGAAUGUUGAUGCUUUUUUGCUCAGCAUCAAGAAACUGCUUCGUACCCACAAGUACAAUUUGGACACUGAGUGGGAUGAGGUGUUGCACUGUGCUUUCCCUGCCGAUCUUGAGAAGUGGUAUUCAGACACUUUAAGCGGUAAGAAACGCAAUUGGAAUGAUGUUUGCCAUAGAGUUCGUGUUCGUUUUGUGUCGCGUGACAACAAGGCACGCAAAGCAAUGGAGGUGUUCAAGUGCGCUAUGCGCGAUGGUGAGACAACCCAGCGGUAUGGUACUCGUUACCAGAACCUGGUGAUUGAUGCCGGCUUGACCAAUUGCGAUGUGUUGGCCAUGUUGUUUCUCUUGUCUUUGCCUGAAGAUAUACAAGAAAGGGUGCUCAUGUCGUUUUAUGCUCGUCCGGGUAAUGAGGAUCGCUUGCCUGACAACCUUGAAGAGGUGAUCAAGCUUGCCGAUUCCGUAUCAAUUACGAGAAAACGCACGCACAAUGACGCUGGUUCCAGUUCCUCGCAUCAAAAGAAGAAUAAGUCUUCGAAGCAGGCUGGCAAGGACACGUCUAUUUUUUGUAUUCAUUGCAACAAGGAUGGCAAUCAUGUGUCUGAGAGGUGCUACAAGUUGGAUAAACCAAUUGAGGGCCCUAAAUGCCACUAUGCUCAUCAUCCCUACAAGCCUGGUCAUGCUUGUCAUGCUUCUCGUGAGGAGAAGGCCAAGCUUCGUGCUAAGGGUGAGUUGCCACCACCAAGACGCCACAACCAUUCUUCUCGCCGCGGUGAGAGCAACGUGAAGGUAAACACCAUGCUGCAUGAUUCAAAUGACAUGGAUUUAUCUGACGAUUUUGUUCAUCCUGCCGAUUCAGCAAUCAACAACAAUGACUCCUUCUCGCCCAUCCCACUGAACGAAUUGCAAGGUGUGGAUGAAAUGCUCGCAAGGCAAUCGUUAGGUAAGUUGUUGUUUGCUGCUCAAUUGAAUGACAAUCCAUAUCUCAUGAAAACACCCAUCUUGGUACAGAAUAAGCGACUCCUCGGCCUAGUCGAUACUGGCGCGGAGAUUUCUGUUAUCAAUAAAACAUUGUGUGAUGCCAACAAUUGGUCGUAUACACCUGUGGAUGGGAAGAUCAUGUAUGCUGGAAAGAAUGACGUUGUCAAGCGUGUGGGUAUUACAGAGCCUCUUCAGCUACAAUACAACAACCGGCAAUUUACACAUCGAUUUGAGGUUAUGGAUUUGGAACAAUACAAUCUUAUUUUGGGCUUCGAUAUCCUUCCUAAAUUGGGUAUCUCUUUGCAAGGUGUAGCUGUCAAAUGGGAUGAUCAGCAAGAUGACGUGCAAGAUCCUUCGGUGCACGAUGCAUACAAAAAGCUGGUUCCCAAUGCUUCGCCUUUUGGCACACCUGAUGAGCAAGCUCAAUUCACACAGGCUAUAAAGCCAUUAUUGGAUGCUAACACGCGUAUUCCUAAAUGGUCGUUCUGCAACAUACCUGAGUCUAUUAUUCACUUGGAUCUUACGCAGCAAGGUGUCACAUCCUAUCAACGACAAUAUACUUUGCCAUACGCUUUACGUCCUGAGAUCGAUGCUACGAUUCAAAAGUGGCUCGAUGAUGGUGUCAUUGUGAGAGCUCGUAUCAAUUCCUCAUGGAACAGCCCAUUGACAUUAGCUGACAAGAAGGACUCGCAUGGUAAUAAAGUGGGUAAGCGUCUUUGUUUGGACCCACGACACAUCAAUCGUUAUUUGAAGGAUGAUCGUUAUCCGAUUCCUACUAUUAAGGAGAUCUUCAAUGACUUGGGUGGAGCGAAAGUUUUUACCACGCUUGAUCUUACCAGUGCUUUUCAUCGGUUUAAGAUUGCAGAGGCUGACCGUCACAUCACCACUUUCACGCACAAGGGACAACAAUUUAUGUUCCGUGGAUGCCCAUUCGGUUUGAAGCCUAUCUCUUCCAAGUUUCAACGAGUCAUGUAUAUUGUUUUUAACGACAUGCCUUUUGUACGCACGUUUGUGGAUGACAUUAUUAUCUUUUCGAAAGAUUUGUUCUCGCACACCAAACACGUGCAAUAUGCGAUCAAGGCUCUUACACAAGCCAACCUCAUUUUGAACCCGGCAAAGUGUCAUUUUGCACAACAGUCGGUGUAUCUACUUGGUUUUUGUGUCUCCGAGCAUGGUAUAUCUCUUGAUCCAAGAAAGGUAGUAAAUGCUAUUGAUUGGCCCCAACCUCGUACUGGUAAGGAUAUCCAGCGGUUCAUGGGCUUUGUGAAUUACUUCAGUGACCAUAUUCCUCAUAUGGCCGAGAUCUCUGCACCACUCAACAGGCUACGCAAUGCCGGUUUACUUAAGGAUUUGUGGACUGAGGAGCAAACGAAAGCAUUGAACGCUCUUAAGCAAGCCUUAGCAAAGAAUGUACUUUUACAUUUCCCUGACUUUGAUCAACCCUUUUAUGUGGCCACGGAUGCAUCGAAUUAUGGCAUUGGCGCUGUGUUGUUUCAAAAGAUAAAGGGCAAGAAUUGCUAUGUCUCUUUUAUGGCACGUGCUUUGAACCCCAGUGAGCGUAAAUACUCCACCACUAAACGUGAACUCUUGGGUAUGGUAUACGCCCUUCAAAAGUUCCAUCCUUUUCUUUGGCUACGCCCAUUCACACUUUACACGGACCACAAGGCUCUCACUUAUUUGUUCACCCAAAAGCUUGCCAACCCCAUGAUGCUCAAUUGGUUUGAUAUCUUGUUGAAAUACACUUUCGACGUGAUCCAUGUCCCGGGUAUUGAGAACGUGUUGCCAGAUGAUCUCUCACGUUUGUUCACUCCCGAUGAACUCUUGGAGGGGGAUAAUCAACCAUCAAAUGCAAUCAAAAUGGGUACGAUAAAAUCGAGCAAAGAUAGACUUGUAUUCCAAAUACGAGUAAUUGACAAACAGCCUAGCGAUGUGGUUACUCCACCUGAUGAUCACCGCACGGAGGAACUUGAACGUGCACACUUGAUUAUUGGUCAUGGAGGUGCUGAACAUUUAGUACGUUACUUACGACGUGAUGGCUUGGCAUGGACCAACAUGCUACAAGAUGCAGUAAAGUUGGUAAGCAAAUGUCCACAAUGCCAGAAGACCAACAUAGCCAAGAGAGGCUACAAUCCGCUACGUCCCAUAUACGCAUACUUGCCUGGUGACCAUUGGGCUAUUGACUUGGCAACCUUCAAUCGUUCCUCGUUAACGGGUAACAACUUCUUGAUGGUACUGGUUGCCGUAUGCACACGCUUUUGUAUCCUACGUGCGUUACCUGACAAAUCCUCGGAUACGCUGGUCAAAGCUCUUGUGCAAAUCUUUUGUGAUUUUGGCAUACCCCGUAUUCUCCAAUCUGAUAAUGGUGGCGAGUUCAAGAACGCAUUCAUGAGGAAGUUAGCAAGAAGUCUAGGCUUUCAUCAGCGUUUUACUACACCUUAUCAUCGUAGUGCCAACGGCAUAGCUGAGAGAUGGGUCUAA
Molecule: messenger RNA, 3963 nt
Organism: Lichtheimia ornata
Lineage: Eukaryota; Fungi; Mucoromycota; Mucoromycetes; Mucorales; Lichtheimiaceae
Exons: 1
Coding region: 1-3963 (1320 amino acids)
Biological process (GO): DNA integration; proteolysis
Molecular function (GO): aspartic-type endopeptidase activity; nucleic acid binding
Source: RefSeq, a predicted model, not a curated record